CGAGAUCCAUGGCUGCUUCCGGGAGUGGCUCCUCCCCUUUUGCGACGUUAUGGACGCCGUGCGCGAGGAGCCGACCCAGGCGCUGUUCUCUUGGGGAGCAAACAGCUAUGGACAACUGGGUCUUGGUCAUAAAGAAGAUGUACUCCUGCCCCAGGCCCUUAAAGAAUUGCCCUGCAGUCAGAAGAACAUCACAAGUAUUACUGGAGGAGGAGGACAUUCUGUAAUUGUUACUGACACUGGAGAACUCUUUUUAUGUGGCCAAAAUAAAGAUGGGCAGUUGGGACUUGGUCAUACUGAAGAUGUGGAACAUUUUACAUUAUGCCUUUCCCUGUCUGGUUGUCCUGUUGUACAGGUUGCCUGUGGCUGGGAUUUUACCAUCAUACUUACAGGAAAUGGUCAGGUGUUAUCUUGUGGGUCUCAUUCUUUUGGGCAACUCGGAGUUCCUGAUGCCUCAGGAGGAAAUGCUGUCCCACAGAAAAUUAAGACUAUACAGGACAAAGUAGUGAAUGUUGCUGCUGGGCUCAGACAUGCAGUAGCUGUAACUGAAAAUGGCUCAGUUUUCCAGUGGGGAGUUGGCAUGGCAUCUCAGGUGAAGCGGGCGUGCCAAGGACAGAUGGUUCCAUCUUUUUGGAGGGCUAAAGAGCCUUGCAAAGUAACAGGUCUAGAAAACAUCAAAGUAAAGAGCAUCACUUCUGGGUCACAUCAUGUCACAUCACUCACAGAUGAAGGAGAGUUAUAUGUUUGGGGGAGCAACAGACACAAGCAGUUAGUGAGCAAAGAUGAUUUUCUUUUGAAACCCCAGAAGAUAGAAGCCCACUAUUUUGGGGGCGAAAAGGUCAGAAGAGUCUGGAAUGGAUGGACGCACAUGGUGGCGCAGACAGAAACAGGGAAAGUCUUUACAUGGGGUAGAGGAGACUAUGGUCAACUUGGAUGGAGCUGGAUGCUGAAUGAAGGAGAGAGCGAGGAUGGAAAGAAAUCGACUGAACACUGUUUGAAAAAGCAAAUCAGUGCACCUGUUGCAGUGCCCAGCCUCACUGGAGCAUCUGAGAUUGCAUGUGGCUCGGAGCACAAUCUAGCAAUAGUUGGUAGCCAGUGUUUUUCCUGGGGAUGGAAUGAACACGGGAUGUGUGGCAACGGAACAGAAGCCAAUGUUUGUGUCCCUCAGCCUGUUGGGACUUUGAGUUCUGCAAAGCUGCUUUUGAUUGGAUGCGGAGCUGGACAUUCCAUGGCAUAUUGCCAUUUGCCACGCUUCAACCUUCCACCAUAGAAAUGGUAGAGAGAGGUUGCCACACAAUCCCUUUUCUGAAGAUCACGCAUGGAUUUCCUGAAACCUAAGCACAAAUCAAUAUACUAGUUUUGAUAAGGAAAGUCUUGUGGCUUUGGGUUGACUUCAUCAAGCGAUUUCCCCUGCUGCUCUAUCCCAUCAUGAUCUCUAAUUUUGAAACUGGCCUCCUGACUGUACCAUCUGUUAUCCAUAACCUUAUAACAAAUCCAUGUUCUUCUGUGAUUGAUCUUGGAGCCUGUUCCAACUUAAGUUCAAGCGAGUCAUGCUUCUACACAUACACCCACUGUAACGUGGGACUCAUGGCUAUCACUCACCAUAAAUCAUUGGGAGAGGGGGAGGCCUGUGGAUCUCACAGUGGAUGAGAGCUCCAUUAGUUCCCAUUUUGCAUGUUAACAUCAGAAAUGAGGGGGGGAAAGUGUGACCAAUUCAUGCUUUCCCCACUCUAUUAAAUGUUAGAACCAGGCUACUAAGAUAAUAACUGGAAAAGCAUAUCUCCUAUUAUAUUUGAAUGGAUUCAGAAAAUUUGGUUCAUAGUUAACAUGAUUAAGCUAACUUAUUGCAAAGGAAUACCUAUAAACCAAGUUUAUUCUACAACAU
Podarcis raffonei (Aeolian wall lizard) is the source of this 1882-nucleotide messenger RNA. It is a transcript of the gene SERGEF, whose product is annotated as secretion regulating guanine nucleotide exchange factor. NCBI's taxonomy places the organism in Eukaryota, Metazoa, Chordata, Lepidosauria, Squamata, Lacertidae. The coding region runs from base 50 to 1267 and encodes 405 amino acids. The transcript is spliced from 12 exons. The record is from RefSeq and is a predicted model, not a curated record.